Molecule: messenger RNA, 1389 nt
Organism: Emiliania huxleyi CCMP1516
Lineage: Eukaryota; Haptophyta; Isochrysidales; Noelaerhabdaceae
Exons: 6
Coding region: 1-1389 (462 amino acids)
Biological process (GO): phosphatidylinositol metabolic process
Molecular function (GO): phosphatidylinositol kinase activity
Source: RefSeq, a predicted model, not a curated record
AUGCCAUUGGUCACCUUGGGGCCGACAUCCGUGACCCGGCCGCAGGACAAGGUCGAGCUGGCCGAGGAGUACCGCAGCGUGUCGACCCUCUCGCGUUUUGGCACCUCCCAGGACGUGCGCGGCAGCCGGCAGACGCCGGUGCACGUCUCCACCACGCGCGAGUACACGCAUUCGCUCGGCGGUGAGGCGACGGAGCGCUUCACCGAAGGCAAGUCGGGCGCGUUGCUCUUCCUGCUGGAGCGCGCCUUCUUUUACUUUACGCACGACCGCCGGUACAUCAUCAAGACGGCGAGUAAGGAGGAGUUUGCCACGCUGAUGCGCAUCCUGCCGCGCUACCACACGCACGCCAAGCGGCAUCCACACUCGCUCAUCAACCGCAUCGUCGGCGCACACGAGCUCUCGCUGUACGGGCAGCGGGUGCGCGUGAUGGUGGUCGAGAGCUGCUUCCAGGCCUCGCGCGAGGUGCACGAGCGGUACGAUCUUAAGGGCUCGUGGGUCGGGCGCGGUGGCAAGAUGCUGAAGAGCCGCGGCGACGAUUUGGACGUGCGCAGCCGCUUCCUGCUCGCCGAGGAGGACGCGCGCCGCAUCUCGCGCCACUUGCGGGAGGACGCCGCCUUUCUGAAGGCCAACAAUCUGAUCGACUAUUCGUUGCUCGUCGGUGUCACGAAGACGCGCUACGAGAUCGAGGGCGCGGCGCAGAGAAGGGACACGGCGGUGGUGGGCAGCGGCCCCGGCGACGGCGCGGCCAGCGCACCCUUCCACCGGCUGGACUCUGGCGGCCUCGCCGCCGCCUACGUCGAGGGCGCGGAGCUCUACUCGAUGGGCAUCAUCGACAUCCUGCAGGACUUCAACUUGCGCAAGCGCGCAGAGUAUCUGAUCAAACGCUUCGUCUGCUGCCAGGGCAAGGGCGUGUCGGUGCACCCCGCUGGCGAGUACGGCGAUCGCUUCGUCCGCAAUGUCGUGGAGGCGCUCAUCGAGCCGGUGCGGCUAGGCGCGGAGCCGCGCGUCAUCCGAGGCUACACUCCCGCCGGCUCGCCCCUCGGGAUGUUUGACCUCAAGCAAUCGGAGCGCCGCGUUGCGCUGGGGCGCAACCGGACGCGCGCGGCGCCGGUGGUGCCGCACCCGCAGCAGCCCCAGCCGUUCGGCGCGGAGCGGUCGGGCGUCUGGGCGCCGCCGCGGACGUCGCCGAGGCUCGUGGCGGCCGAGCUGGGCCGCCAUACCGAUGGCAGCAGCGGUGGGCUUCCCACGACAGAGCCACCGCGGGCGUUCACGUUCCCGCGCGACGGAGUGCAGGAGAGAGAACACGCGAAACCAGCAUCGGGCCAGCAGCACCAGGAGAGGGGUGCAGAUUGCUCUCCAUCAGACGAGAGGCGUUGCGAGCUGAUGUGA